AUGGUCGACACGCGGUACACUUCACACUUGAACGCAUUCCCACCGGUGCAAUUGCCCUCGCCGCUUACUGGGAUGGAGAUGGAGACCGGGGAGCAAAGACAGCCACAAGCGCAUCGGGCACCGUAUCCGGUCCAGGACGUGCUGGAUGAGUUGCCGCCCGCGCUGAGCAACGUACACUUGACAGAGAGUGAGCAAUUGCGGGACUCACGGGACCCACGGGACCCGCUCGCUGGGUACUCGCCGCAGGGGAGACGAUUCCACGAGUCCUACGCACAAGCCGUAGCGGAUGCGCCGCAGUUCACCCCCCAGGUACAAUUACACUGGUGCAAGACACUGCUCGAACUGUCGCAGGACGCAGAGUUCAUACGGGAGUACACGAUCAACGGCGAGAAGCUGCCGCAGCGGAUCGCGGACUCGAAGACCGCGUCUCGGAACCAGAAGAUCAUGCUGGAGCAUGCAUUGAAAGUACUAAGUAAGCUCAUCAAGCUGCGGCACGCCCCAGCGUUCUACCUCAUGGGAGGAUUGUACUCGCACAAAGUUGAGGGUCUCUCGAGGUUCCAGUUCAUAGAGCGGGACGACGCAAGGGCGCUGAGUUGCUACGAACGGGGUGCGCGACUCGGCCACGGACCCUCCUGUUACCGUGCUGGGCUCAGCUUCGAGUUCGGCAGGGGCACCCCCGUGGACACAGACGCUGCGGCGAGAUUCUACCGAAUGGGUGCCGGGGCCAGCGACGUCGAUUGCAUGUACCGACUCGCUAGCCUUUUCGUUGAGAAACAGAUCUCUGAGGGUAUUGAAUGGUACCUCCGAGCUGCGGCGCAGGGGUCCCCGCACGCGUGCUUUGAGCUGGGCAAGAUCUACGAGUUCUCCGCUCUAACACCAGCUUUACAGCAACGGUUACAACAGGCGUUCCCCGGGGAGUCAUUCCCACAGACGACACGAGCACUCCAGUACUACUACAAAUGUGCACACGAGCACGGUUACUCUCUUGCGCAGUGGAAACUGGGCCACUGCUACGAGUUCGGCGAGUUGGGACUCCCCGUCCACGCGAAGAAGUCUCUCGCAUGGUACUACGCUAGUGUUUCGGGGGGGAAGUCUGCAGGGACCACCGCGAACGCGAUGGGCAUGUUGGGACUCGCAGGGUGGUACUUCACCGGAGUCCCCGGCGUACUACAGCCAAACUGGCAAGAGGCGUGCAAGUGGGUCUCCCAGUGUGCUGCACACACAGAGGGGAAACUCGCACGCGCGGAUUACAUUCUGGGCCAGUUCUACGACUCUGGCGUCGGUUGCCCGAGGGACCACCACACAGCACAAAUACACUACAAGAGAGCACUCGCGCACGGGUUCCACCGCGCCGCAGCACACAUCGACAACACGGAAGGUGCCGGUGCCUAA
Molecule: messenger RNA, 1392 nt
Organism: Huiozyma naganishii CBS 8797
Lineage: Eukaryota; Fungi; Ascomycota; Saccharomycetes; Saccharomycetales; Saccharomycetaceae
Gene: ACK1
Product: Ack1p
Exons: 1
Coding region: 1-1392 (463 amino acids)
Molecular function (GO): protein binding
Source: RefSeq, a predicted model, not a curated record